AUGAGUUCAACAGUAAACAUUCAGAAAAAUGAAUUAAUGAAUCUUCCAGAGGAAAUUCUUCUUUACAUUUUGAAGUUCGUAAAUAUUUCUUCACGUUCCAAUGUUUCCCAAGUUUGUCGAAAAUUCUAUGAACUAGUAUGCACAUUGGAAAAAGAUUGUCUACCAUUAAAACUUUCAUAUAAACAGAUUUGUGAUGAAAAUAUGUACAGUUCGAUCAUCAAUACAUCUCGAAUGUUCACAGAUUUGACAAUAUCUGUUGAUGUUGUACCAAACAUAGAUCCUAUCCUAAACAUAUUGGUGAAAUUUGGAGAAAGAAUUGAAAAAUUUACAUUCACAGGAAGAUAUGUCCCAGGAAAAAUCAAAUCAACAGUUUUAGAGUCACAAUUGGCGGAAAUGUUAAAUUGCAUUCCCAACGUUGAAGAGUUAACUUUUGAAUUUAUUUGUGUAAUACGUGAUAUGCAUUGGAGUGAUGAGCUUCCUUUAUACAAACUUAAAAAGUUAACAAUGGAAUCAGACUGGAGAUCAGAUUGUGAUUUUCCGAUCAUCUUUAACCAGCUACCAAAAGAUGUAGUAACUGAAAUGUCCAUUCGUUUUAACCUCUAUAACGAGAAUUUCAAGCAAUUUAUCAAUCAGCAAACCCAAAUAACAAAGCUCAUAAUGAAAAGAGAACUGCAUAGUGACUUAUCAGUAUUGAAUCUUCCUAAUCUAAAACAUUUCACUUAUUGGCACAUUGGUUUUAAUGAGAAUUUUCCAGAGAUGAUACGACAACACCCAAAACUUCGCUCUCUCGAUUUGUGCGAUGGUCUUAGUACGAACAUGAAUAAUGAAAUUUUUGAAGCAAUUUGUGAAUUAGAUUAUCUUGAAUCACUUAAAACGGUCAUUAAUGAGGAGCUAUCUGUGGAUGUUUUUAAAUCACUCGCUAAUGUCAUUCAUUUAAGAGAGCUUCAUUUGAUUAUUGACAUGCAGCAAGACAUUCAGAGAAUUUUCAAUUUUCAGAAUUUUCAGGAAGAUGAUGUUGAUGAUGAUGGCAUCCAAUUUCUUAACAUAGUCUUGGAGCUUAGUAUGAUGAAAUUCUUGCAGAUUGAAACAUUAUCAAUCACAGGCAGUGAAAACUUUACCGUCAUAAUUCCUCAAGAAAUAGUUUUUCAGUUUAUUCAAAACUUUCAAAAUUUAAAACACUUGAGAUUCGAGCAUGGUUCAAUUAAUAUCAUCGGCACCGUUCUAAAGUAUUUUAUCAAACUUGAAACGUUUGAUUUUUGUGUGAUUCGUUCAGAAGAAGAGCAAGAUCUUAUGGAUGAAGACUUAAGUCACGAGAAUCUAAAGGAAUUCAAAGUUUCAAGCUAUGAUAUUUAUAACACGAGAUCAAUCCUUUAUGCUAUCAGUGCUUGUCCUAGUCUGGAACUAAUCGAAAUAUCAAAAGAAUGUGACAUUUCUAACGAAGAUUUGCAGCAAAUUGUGGAUGAUCAUCCCAAACUAAAAUAUUUAACACUUGACGUGUAUAAAUUCAGCUUUGAAAAUGAGACAGCUGAAGUUAUUCAAUCUGCUGCUAGAAGACUUCAAAGGAUUUCGUUAUCUGGACUCAGCCGAUUUUUAUCAUUUGAAACUAUAAAAGAAUGCUUUAAGGAGGAAUUUCCUUGUAUCAAACACUUUGAAAGAGGAAAUGGAACAUUCGAACUUAUGAUGAAGAAACGAGGCCCAUUGAAAUGAUUUCUUCUUUAAUCUUUCUCAAAUUAAUAUACCUAAAUGAACAAGUUGAGAUUUUUAAAUUAAACUCGGUUGAAUAUAAAAAAAUAAAAUUAGUAAAAUAAAAAGAGAAG
Messenger RNA from Clunio marinus, 1817 nucleotides. Lineage: Eukaryota; Metazoa; Arthropoda; Insecta; Diptera; Chironomidae. The record is from the annotation of a GenBank genome assembly.